Molecule: messenger RNA, 996 nt
Organism: Fulvia fulva
Lineage: Eukaryota; Fungi; Ascomycota; Dothideomycetes; Mycosphaerellales; Mycosphaerellaceae
Product: TPR repeat protein oca3
Exons: 2
Coding region: 1-996 (331 amino acids)
Biological process (GO): protein folding in endoplasmic reticulum
Cellular component (GO): EMC complex
Molecular function (GO): protein binding
Source: RefSeq, a predicted model, not a curated record
AUGUCCACCUCCCUCCUCCUCGCCCCACCAACCAACACCUCCCCCACAUCGACCCUCGCCCUCAGCCAACUCGCACCAACCUACUACAAGUCCCAAUCAGGAUGGUCCCUCCCCUACCCACUCUCCCUGUUCCUCAACAACGAGUCCCAAGAAAAAUGGCAAUCCUACGAGAACAUCCUCCUCUCCUGCCUCCGCACCGGCGACACCGAAUCCGCAUACCUGUACCUCGAAGAGCUCACCGACCGCUUCGGCCCCACCAACGAGCGCGUCGCCGCCCUGCGGGGAUUGUAUGCUGAAGCGACCGCUAAGACACAAGAGGAAGUCGAUAAUGUCAUGAGACAUUAUGAGGAGAUCCUUAAGGAAGAUCCGACUUCUUUCGCAAUCAGGAAGAGGAGAUGUGCGCUAUUACGGAGUCAGGGAAAGACCGCGGAUGCGAUUCAGGCCUUGACGAAUUUGCUGGAUACCUCUCCGACAGAUGCAGAGGCGUGGGCGGAGCUGGGGGAUCUGUAUGCGGAGCAAGCGUUGUAUGAGCAGGCGGUGUUUUGUCUUGAGGAGGUUCUGUUGGUGAUGCCCAAUGCGUGGAAUGUGCAUGCGAAGGUGGGAGAAGUGCUGUUAUUGCAAGCGAGGGGAAACAGCGCCGCAGUGGAGCAAUUGAGGACGUUGAGCGAUAGUAUGAGGAGGUUUUGCAGGAGUGUUGAGCUUUGUGAUGAUUAUUUGAGAGGGUACUAUGGACUUAAGCUGACUACUACGCGGUUACUGGAGGCGCUGUCGAGUACGAAAAAGUCGCACACAGCAGCGUCGGAUCCUGUCACCGGAGAGCUGGCACCACCCACAAUCGAGGCGGUUACAAAAUUGAACGAAGUCGCCACAGCAAAGCUCGCAGAGAUCGUGCGAAAAGGCACAGCAGGAGAGAAAGGCUGGGAUGGAUACAACGCAUCAGAACUGGCAGCCGCACGGGAGCUCUUAGAUCAAGAUACGCAGAAGAUACAACGAUAA